UAAGGUGACUGCAGCCAUUUUUUGUUUUUUAGUGGUUCACUGAAAAUACAUGGAGAAGUACUAAAAUAUAGUGGCUGAAUACUGUGUAGUGAACACGAGAACGUGUAAUAACUCGAAAACAACACCAUUAAUAAAAAGAAUCGUGUCAGGUUUCUGGCCGAUGAUCCCCUUAACAUCAACAUAAGCAUGGAUUCUGGUAAAUGGUCACGUUCCACACAUAGAAGUGGAAGGUAUGGACAGGACCCACAUCGAGAUGAUAGAGAAAUUAAAGGAAGAGGCAGCCAUGAUUAUGAAUGGAGAAGUGGGAGAUACGAUGAGCGCAGGAGCAGAGAUUGGCCAGAGAGAACAAGCAGAAGGCACGAAGAUGAACAUCAUUCUGAUGGAGAGUUUCAUGAACAUGGCCAUAGAGGACAGUCAGCUGAAGAAUAUGAGAGCAAGACCAUUAUGCUCAAGGGCCUGCCUCCACAUGCCUCAGAAAGUGAUAUUCGUUCUGCUUUAGAAAUGGAUGGUCUAACAGCUGCAGAUAUUUGUUUAGUGAAUAAAAGACCAGGUAUAAGCCGGGGUUUUGCCUUUGUGAAGUUUUAUCACUUGCAAGAUGCUACCAGAUGGAUGGAGACCAAUCAGAGGCAGCUCCUGAUACAAGAUAUGAAUGUAAUCAUGCAGUACAGCAAUCCAAAACACAAAAUGGAAGACUGGCUCUGUAGUAAUUGUGGUUUGUCCAAUUUCCGCCGGAGGCAGAAAUGUUUCAGAUGUGGUGCUGCCUGUGUGGAAACUGAUUCAGCGAGUACUAGUACAUCAGUUGAAGCUCAGCAAAGUGCAGAAUACCGCAGUGAUACCAUUCUGUUGAGGAACAUUGGUCCUCUUACAACUGUUGAAGCAAUCAUAGGUGCUUUAGCUCCAUAUAUUCAAUUAUCUGCAAACAACAUUCGGCUUAUCAAGGACAGACCAACUGGCCACAAUAGAGGCUAUGCUUUUGUGCAGUUACCAUCUGCUGAUGAAGCAUCGUUGCUCCUUGUAACCCUGCAAGGACUUCAACCUCCAUUGGUACUUGAUGGGAAAACAAUUGGAGCAGAAUAUGCAAAAACUCCAAGAAAGGAUUUCACUCCUUCAGAUGGAAAUCGCAAUCUGUCUUUAACAAUGGCCAGUACAGCAAUUGCUGCAGCGCAGUGGUCACCCAGUGAGUCUCAGUCAUAUGCACAGGAAUACCAGUCUAAUUAUCAACAAUCAGCUGUUACUGUUUCUCAGAGUCCACAGAUCUAUCCUCAACAUCAACAGCUACAAAUAACUUCCCAGACUCCAGAGGCUGUUCAGUCUCCAGUUUCCCAGGAAUCUGCAACACAAGAAACUGACACUCAGAAUGGAUAUGCUGCUCCAGACACUUCCAGUUACCAGUAUGAUGAGGCUACAGGAUAUUAUUAUGACCCACAGACAGGAUAUUCUUAUGACCCUAAAACACAGUAUUAUUACAAUUCACAAACACAACAAUACCUUUACUGGGACAGUGUCACACAGACAUAUGUCUGUGUCACAGAUACCUCAAAUGAGAAGCAGAAUACCUCAACAUUAGCAUCAAACAAAGAAGCCAAGGAAAAGAAAGAGAAGCCGAAGACCAAGACAGCACAGCAGAUUGCGAAAGAUAUGGAAAGGUGGGCAAAAAGUUUAAACAAGCAGAAGGAAAGUUUGAGAAACAGCUUGCAGCUUAUAAACUUCCCCAAAGAAGAAGAGGCUAUCAUUGAAUCUCCUGCUGCAGACACAGCCUACAGUAUCUUUGAAAAAAAGCAGAUAAGCAUGGAGAGGGAAGAGCUAAGAUAUGAAUUAGACAACAGUGAUGUCGAAGAUAACUCAUUUCAAUCAAUAAAGUUUGCUCAAUGUGGGCUCGUAGCUGCAUAUCAUGGGGACAGUGAUCCAGAGGAACCUGAUAUAGAGAAGCGAGACAGUUUUUUAGACAAAUUGACAGACUGGAAGAAAAUGGUUUGUUUGUUGUGUCGAAGGCAAUUUCCAAACAAAGAGACACUCGUCAGGCAUCAGCAACUGUCAGACCUUCAUAAGCAAAACCUUGAAGUAUAUAAAAGGUCCAAGCUGACGGAAGGGGAGUUGGAAGAAUUAGAAAGGAGAGAGAGAGAGAUGAAAUACAGAGACAGAGCUGCUGAAAGAAGAGAAAAGUAUGGUGUUCCAGAACCUCCUGAACCGAAAAAAAAGAAGAAGAAAAAUGAGCCAGUUGUUGACUAUGAACAGCCCACAAAGAAUGGCUUAAAUAGUGACAACAUUGGCAGCAAAAUGUUGCAAGCCAUGGGGUGGCAGGAAGGCAAGGGGCUUGGUAGAAAUCAACAGGGGAUUACCGCUCCUAUUGAGGCACAGUUACGGAUGAGAGGGGCUGGCCUUGGCUCAAAAGGUAGCGCUUAUGGUGCAGCAGCAGCAGCAGCAGCAGCCGAUACCUACAAGGAUGCUGUGCGGAAAGCAAUGUUUGCUCGUUUUGAGGAAUUGGAGUGACCACAAUUCUUUAUACCUUUUAAGCAUCUGAUCAUGGAGUAUUUCAUGUCAGAGACCUUUUCAGUGACUUAAUCAAGUUUUGUAAACUCGGCUGUUUAAGCAGACUGGAGCACAGCUAGAGCUGUUCUUGAGUCUGACAUUUACAAAACUUAAGAAAAAUACAUUCUUUUGGCCUACUUGAACUUUUACCAGCAAUUGCACACAGUAUACAGCAUGAGGUGAAAGACCAAACAUGUUACCAACUGGUUAUUUCUAUGGCAAAAUAUUGAUCCACAUUGUUUUCAAAAUGUGAAAAUCCUAUGGACUGGAAAGGCUGUUUUGCUGUACCGAAAAUGUAAUGCUGAAGGAAUGUAAUUGUGAAUUUUGUAUAUAAAGUUUAUUUUUUUCCCUUAAGUUCUUUUCAACCUUUUUGUCAGUUUUUAUUCUGUUCUAAGGGGUUUUAUUGUACCUUUUAUGGUAGAAUACAUGAAACAUUACCCUG
Molecule: messenger RNA, 2971 nt
Organism: Polypterus senegalus (gray bichir)
Lineage: Eukaryota; Metazoa; Chordata; Cladistia; Polypteriformes; Polypteridae
Product: RNA-binding protein 5-like
Exons: 24
Coding region: 187-2490 (767 amino acids)
Biological process (GO): mRNA splicing, via spliceosome
Cellular component (GO): nucleus
Molecular function (GO): RNA binding
Source: RefSeq, a predicted model, not a curated record